This is a messenger RNA of Plutella xylostella (diamondback moth), 2230 nucleotides long. NCBI's taxonomy places the organism in Eukaryota, Metazoa, Arthropoda, Insecta, Lepidoptera, Plutellidae. The record is from RefSeq and is a predicted model, not a curated record.
GGCGUCGUACACAAAGGCACGCUAGUGGGGUCGAACGCGGGCGUGAUGUCGGUGGACUUCGACUCGACGGGCGCGUACCUGGUGGCCGCCAGCAACGACUUCGCGAGCCGCGUGUGGACCGUGCAGGACCAGCGACUCAAGCACUCGCUGACGGGCCACAGCGGGAAGGUGAUGGCGGCCAAGUUCCUCGGCGAGCCCACCAAGGUCAUCACCGGCAGCCACGACCGGACCCUCAAGAUAUGGGACCUGCGGAGUCGGAUGUGCACAGAGACGAAGUUUGCGGGCUCGUCGUGCAACGACCUGGUGACGUCAGACGGCGCAGGCUCCACCAUCAUAUCCGGUCACUACGAUAAGAGCAUCAGGUUCUGGGACAUCCGCAAGGAGAUGUCCGCCAACCAGAUAGUGCUGCAGGGGAAAGUCACCUCCCUCGACCUCAGUAGAGAUAGUAACUAUUUGUUAGCGUGUGUGAGAGACGACACGAUACAACUUAUCGACCUCCGGAUGAACAACAUCGUGCGAUCUUUCAGCCACGAGUCGUUCAAGGUGGGUUGCGACUGGUCGCGCGCCACGUUCGGGCCGGGCGGGCGGCUGCUGGCCGUGGGCGGCGCCGACGGGGCGGUCUUUGUGUGGAACACGCACUCGGGGAAGCUGGAAUCCGUGCUGAGGGACCACUCGUCGGCGGUGACGGCGGUGGCGUGGCACCCUCAGUCCGGACUUCUGGCAUCGGUGGACCGCGGCAAGCGCGCCGUUGUGUGGGGCGACUUGUGACAGCUCACGGACACGCCCGCGCCUACACUUCAACAACCCUCAUCUCCCACUGUGAUAAUACCUGAGGAGGCAGACGCGGAAGGCGAGCCCGCCGAAGUGUUCGACUUCCUCCGAGGCAUCACUACUGACUUGCUGCAUCGGUUCGUAUAGCCCCGCAGCAAUGGAAUGCAUGCACUUGGAAACUUCCCGUUUUAUAUCAUGAAAAAGUUUGCUAAACUUGUCUUAUUGGAAGGUGCACAUGAGGCAUCAUUAUUAUCCUAUCCCGUUUGUUUUGACAUGGCAAAGUGAGAUAGAAUGAUUGAAGGCAUAUAUGAGGACGGUAAUGUGCGAAUUGUCUUUAGUAUGAUAAGUUAUGGGUGUUUGAAAUUCCUUUGACAAGUUUUACUGAGUUUUGUAACGUGGGCGGCCAACAUAAAUAUGAAUAUGUAUAAUGGUUAUUUUCACAAAAAAUGAUUGGGCAUAAAUCUCAAUUGAUGAGUCGAUGAAUUUCUGCCCUUCAGAGUACCUAUCAAUCAAGCUUAACAUUAGCUAUUGUUUGGCAAGCGAUCGCAGUUUCUAUUGUAAUUGUAACGCUAUAGAUUAGAUAGAUAUUGAAUACAUAAUAAUAAUAUACCUACGGAGAUAGAGAAGCGUUUCAGCACAUUAUACUUUUAUUUAUACCUUAUUCGAGAAACUGCAGUGAUCCCACUAAUGAGCACAUACUUCGGUGUUUAUUUGUUUAAUAUGUGAGUGUUUAUCUGUGAUUACGAUUACUGAUUAUGAUUAUACAUAAUCUAAACAUAUAGAUUUAUGUCUCGUAAGCUGGGAAUCUAUUGUAUUAAAACUUAGGUAAUAUAUAUUGUGAAUAUUACGAGUAAAUGUACAUUUUGUAUGUAUUGUUUUGGAAUAAUAUAAUACAACAUUACGGUGCUACUAUAUUUUUCUACGUACGUUCACCCAAAUAUAAUAUAUAUAAUAAUUUCUCAUAUAUUAAAAAAAAAAAAUAUGUGUAUUGAGUAAGAGAUGACAAAUAAGAUUUAUUUGAUAUUUAUUGCGCGAACAUCACAUUUUUACUCAAAUAAGAAAGAACCUGUCGAAUCGCAGCGUAAGAAUCUUAUAAAUAAUUAUGUAAGUAUCUGUGGAAUAAUUCUAACAGGCGAGCGGUAUCAGCUCAACGCUUAAGAAACUUUUCUUGCAAUAGCCAUCCUACCUUAUAUUAUUCGUAGCUACAGUUUAAGUUCAUUCUGUACCUUUUAAUAUAAUAUAUUAUUAAAUUACUCAUGAAUCGAUGUUUACAGUUAUAAUUAACGAUAUGUAUAAAAAUAAGGUUCUUCCAUUAUUAUUACAUAGCCAAAUAAACAUCGUAAUGAAUAUUAUGAAAUGAAAGAUGGCAUAUAUGCCCUCUAUCAUUUCAUCAUUUAAACGUCUCCAACGCUACAAGUCUACAGGCGAAGUUAUACUUAAAUAAAUAUAAAUAAUAACA